Molecule: messenger RNA, 2105 nt
Organism: Spea bombifrons (plains spadefoot toad)
Lineage: Eukaryota; Metazoa; Chordata; Amphibia; Anura; Pelobatidae
Gene: ELL3
Product: elongation factor for RNA polymerase II 3
Exons: 12
Coding region: 33-1787 (584 amino acids)
Biological process (GO): positive regulation of transcription elongation by RNA polymerase II; snRNA transcription by RNA polymerase II; transcription elongation by RNA polymerase II
Cellular component (GO): transcription elongation factor complex
Molecular function (GO): cis-regulatory region sequence-specific DNA binding
Source: RefSeq, a predicted model, not a curated record
UGCUCUCCGGUGCUGGGCUGUCAGAGAUCGCCAUGUCUCGACCCGGGGAGGACCUGUGCGGGACCCUGUCUUACCGACCCGAGCCAACGCGGAGCCCCCGACUCAGCCUCUACCACCUGAAGCUCACGGACUCUGCCCUCCGCUGUCUGCGGGACUUCCAGAGAGGACAGGGUUCUGGGUCGUCAUUGUCUCAGCCUUUGAUCAGCUUUCAAGGUAACCAAGGGUACAUUAAGAUUCCGUCUCCUAUCCCUGGCUCCAACGACAGAGUUCGAAUCUUUUCCUUCUACCUCUCCAGGGAGAGCAAAGAGAAACCUCAGUCAAGCUUUGAGUGCAUUCGGCAAGGCACCUCUUGGUCAGGAGAGAAGCAACUAAGCUGCAUUGGAAGCAUACAAGACAAGAUCACCAUCUGUGCCACUGAGGAGUCCUAUCAGUUAACCCGUGACCGAAUGUCCCAAGUUGAGAAAGAAACAUGGAGUUGGACAGCCAUCGAGAUCAAGCCUGGAGCUUCAUAUCGAAGUAAAUGCGUGAAGAUUCCAAGUAAGAACAGCGUGGAGGUUGGUAAAGAAGAUUCCCCUAGCAGACGCCGUCCUGCUGUGUUUUUAACACCGGCCGCCAAGAAAUGUAAUCGAGUUUAUGGUGAACACAGACCCCUCCAAGAGUGGCUGAUACAUCUUCUGGCCUUGAAACCUCACCGGAAACAGGACCUCAUCCUACGACUGGAAAAAGGCAAUGCGCUGCCUAGAGAUCAUACAGAAUUGAUGUCUAUGUUGCAUAUGGUAGGACGUUUGAGUUCGAAAGAUGGCUGCUACAGCCUGAGAGAAGAACUCUACUGCCAGGUACAGAAGGAGUGGACGGGUUACACCCUGGAGGAGAAGCAGCGUGUGGCGGACAUUCUUUCCAGAAAGCGGCCAAAUUCCUCAUCGCGGAACUGUCUGACGACAAAUGCUUCCGCUCCGCCAAACAGAGUCAGGCCUCCCGAGACGAAAAGACCAGCACCCGAGGAGGCCACGGAAGAUGACUGCCGCAAAAGAAUGAGAGGAUCGCAUUCGGAAAGCCAACAAACAACUGAGAAAUACUCAGAUUCUCAACAUUCCAACAUGGACUGUAGUCAACCUACCAUUGACGCUAAAGGUCCCUGCUCUGUGCCUGGAAAUAACAGUAUUUUUCUACCGCAAAGUCACAAAAAAAACCAGAGCACCCACAGAUCGUUACGGAAGAACCAACAAAGGGAAAUGCAACACGGUACAAAGCCUGGUAACGUGGCAAAGACUGACAAGGCAGAGCUUCGAGAAGCCAGGUCUCAAGCGCGCAAAGAGAAAGACUCCAGUGAAGAAGAAGAGGAGGAGGAGGAUGAUUGGGAGGAAGAAGCUCUUUUGUUAGAGAGAUGUCUUUGCCGUCCCGAAGAAAAGGAGCAGUGUGUGGAAACAUCCCUGCCAUCGGAAGAGAUUCCAGAUUAUUUGAAGAAGUACAAUGCAAUUACAUCCGAGGAUCAGCGGAAACUGUAUGAAGAAGACUUUGAAUCUGAUUACACCGAAUACUUGCAGCUCCACUCCAAGAUUGGGAAAGUGCUGGAAAGAUUUGAUUACUUAGGAUCCAAAAUGAAGAAGCUUCAGCCGGGAACUGUAGAGCAUAAGAUGAUUGAAAAGAAGAUUCUUAAUGACUAUAAGAAGUUUAAAAAGACCUAUCCUGGAUACAGUGACGACAAAAUAAGGUGUGAAUACUUACACCACAAACUGUCACACAUCAAGCAAAUGAUCCUGGAAUAUGAAAAAAACAUGCCUACUUAGCGGCACACCUCAGGGGAAGAAGGCAUUUAAGAACAUAACAGGAGAUAACACCAUACGCCCUGUGAAACCGCACUAGGUGCCAUCAGCUACAUCACGGAGGAGAUGCCUGGAAUCAGAACACAAUUACUGCCUUACUGUAUAAAAUGUAUAUAGAUAUGUUGCGUGUACAGAGCAGGAAGAACGGAACCUCAUUGUGACUCUCCCCGUAGUUGAAGGAGACGAUCCAGAGAGCGACAGACUGGGACAGAUGUGAAAACAAUGUUAUUGUCACAACGUGGCUCAAUCAUCCUCUACCAUUCAAAAGUUUGGUGUCAAUGC